AUGGUCAAUUGUAAGAAACAACAGAGAGGUAAGAAGUUAGCGGUAUCUUCGAAGGCGCCCCCCACUAAGGGAAGAACGUUUACUGGAUGCUGGGCAUGCAGAUUUAAGAAGCGGAGGUGUGACGAGAAUAGGCCCAUUUGCUCGUUGUGCGCCAAACAUGGAGAUAAUUGCAGUUACGACAUUAGACUUAUGUGGUUAGAGGAGAAUAUCUACAAAGUACGCAAGCAUUCGUUGAUCAAUUCAUUACAGGCUCGUAAGUCGAAGCCGGUGUGCCAGAAAAUAUCCAAAACCAGGUUUAAAGAAAUGACGCAUUUUAGACAACUAUCGCCCCCAACAAGUGAUUGUGAAGAUAACGCGCAGGAGGUCAGCAAGGACACUGCGCUACCCAGUGACAAUACUUUUACCAUAAGUGUGCGGAGAUUGAAGAUAUACAACAAUGCGGUGGCUUCUGUCUUUGGGAGCACGGCAAACAGAAACUACAAUCAAAAACAUAUUGACAAGAAGUUGGACAAACUGCUGAACAUGGUGGAAAAGGACAUAUCAAUCAUUAGCCCCAAUUGCUCGAGGCACGGGCCUUAUUCGGUGUUCAAGGCCAAUCCGACUGCUCCUGCUGCUACUCUUACGGACCAGCUGCCGUCGCCAGGUCAUUCCAUGUCUUCAGCGGACGAAACCGCUACUAAUACACUGUCAUCGCCGCCAGAAGACAAUGCCUCUUUGAUCGAUAUAAUUCAGGGCAAGAUCUUUGGGAUCCUAUGGUUUAAUUGCUACGGGAACAUGAUAUUGAACCGACAAGAAUACACGACGUGGUUCAUCAACAAGAUGAGGAACUCGUUAACUACAGAGUUUAUACGCUUUUUGGGGAAAAUUAUUGACGACCCUGACAUCAAUAUGGCCUCAUGCCUGUUCCGAGAGUGUACUGCUCGCUGGAGUUGCGUCGAUUGGCAAUCCAUAGCUAUAACAAUGCUGGUCAUCAUCCAUGGAUAUACCUGCCCUAACUUGACAAAACUACUGCGAGUGUGGUUUCUCCAACAGAAACUGUUGAGGUUUUCAAUGUACCCGCUAGUCAACUUUAUCAUAAACAACACAAAGGAUUUAGACGUUCUGUACCAUUGCAACGAAUUGUUGGGCAAUGCCGAUUUGUUCGAAGAUCCUUACCAGGACGAACUUACCUCGGAGUUACAUGUCUUGGUCACGGAGCGUCUCGUAAAUAACUGGAAGGAUACGAUAUUGCAGCAACUUUGCUCUUGUCAAGAUACCACACUUUCAUGUUCCCAACUGCGGUACUGGCAACUACAAUUGAAAUGUAAUGAACAAUUUUACAGGGAUGUUUAUACCAUGCAGGAUUAG
Molecule: messenger RNA, 1347 nt
Organism: Saccharomyces mikatae IFO 1815
Lineage: Eukaryota; Fungi; Ascomycota; Saccharomycetes; Saccharomycetales; Saccharomycetaceae
Gene: THI2
Product: Thi2p
Exons: 1
Coding region: 1-1347 (448 amino acids)
Biological process (GO): positive regulation of transcription by RNA polymerase II
Cellular component (GO): nucleus
Molecular function (GO): DNA-binding transcription factor activity, RNA polymerase II-specific; zinc ion binding
Source: RefSeq, a predicted model, not a curated record